UGCAUGAAAUGCCCCAUGCAAAUAGAAAACAGUGGUAUCAAGAAUGACCUUCACUACUCAUUACUCUAUAGUGGUGACUGUGCUUUGGCAGCCGUGGGGAUUAAUGCCAAUGAAGAAUCGCUGAUUAUGAAUUACUGUUGCGUCUUACAGCUGCUGGGGUGUCUCUUCCUCUUCGGAAGCUGCCAGGAGUUCGACCCUUGUAAGAAUCACACUGUGGUGACUGGCCCUUGGCGCAACGUGGGUUUCACAGCGCAUGGUUUUGCGGGCUACCCGCUCUGUGACUCUGGCCUGAGUGGAAAAUGGACACGCUUCACAGGGAUUGGUGGGGAUGUUCUAACCGAAACGUGUCACUUUCUCUGGCAUUGUGGCUCAUAUGUGUGUGCACGUUUGGGCUACGCUCACCCAACGCUCAAGGAUGGGAUUGUGUCAGGCCCAACACAUAUGAGGUGGUCUGGAUACUGCAACUACUACACUUCGAGCCUGAAGGUCCUGGCUUGCCAAGGAGGAUUCUUUGUGUACUUUCUGUCACCGUUUCCUUGCCCAUGGAACUAUGCUCUUCGACAUAGCAACUGCAGCCUGGCUGAUUGCGGACCACUUGCCGAAUGCGUGGGUGAAGGAUUUUGUCAGUGCAUGAAUGGAUUCCAACUACCGGAUGAUCGUCUUCCAGUUAAUGAAUCAUAUGGCUGUACAGACAUUGAUGAGUGUGCAACCCUGACAGACGACUGUGAUCCUUUAUCUGACUGCGUGAACACUUUUGGGUCUUACAACUGCUGCUGUCACAAGGGUUACCAAACACCUAAUAACACCAAGCCCAGCCUUUCAAACCCCUGUAAAGAUAUCAAUGAGUGUGUGGAGGAACCCAACAUCUGUGGUCCCAACGCUAACUGCUCCAACACUGUUGGAGCCCACACCUGUACCUGUCACCCAGGUUACCAAGUACUCCCCGUGGGUUCCUUGGCUAAUAUUUCAAACCCCUGUCGAGACAUCGAUGAGUGCCUGAAAGACAUCUGCGGUCCCAACUCCACCUGUACUAACACUCCUGGGAAUUACACCUGCACCUGUCAAACGGGCUAUGGUGCCAAAAACAAGCUCUUAAGGGUUAAUUCCUCAAACCCCUGUGCAGACAUAAAUGAGUGUAAACUGGACCCCCCUAUUUGUGGUCUCAACGCUGACUGCACCAACACUAUUGGGUCUUAUAUAUGUGACUGUCACCUGGGUUUUCUAAAGAUUCUCUUGGCUGGCACCAAGGACCCCUGUGCAGAUGUGGAUGAGUGUGUCACAAACAAUUGUGGCACUUAUGCUAUGUGCUACAACACGCUAGGAAGCUAUUACUGUACAUGCAAGGAAGGGUACAUUGCCUCCACUGGGUUUACCUGGAAGUAUGGGGUUUCCGUGUGUGAGAGUGUGCAGAGCAAAAUUUCCUCCAUAACCCCUGCAAAGGGCCAGACACCUGAGGUAGCCUUCCUUGCGUCAAUAGCCCAAGACUUAGGGAAGAAGUCUGACAUCAUUCUGCCUCCAGGGACAGUGACCAAUAUCUUGUCCACGGUCCUGUCAGUCAGCAGUGGCAUGCCUCCCGAAAAGGGCUCAGCCAGCAGUGGAAAUGUAGCCAACAUUGUCCUAGACGUCUCUGAGAAACUGAUGUCUACCCUGAUUGAGCCCACCACCACAGAGUCCAGAAAACUUGUGAUGACACCUACCAUGGAAAUUAAUUUACAGAUCAUUGGUCCAGCAUGGAACACGACCAAGAUUCCCGUGCUGAACGCCAAGGGAAACACAAUGACACUCGACAAUCUUGCAUCUAUUGCUGAACAGAACAACGGAUCCGCUGCUGCAGUUCUGAUGUCAGUCAGUGGGAUGGAGAAACUCAUGAGUCCCAGUUUCUUCAAGAGUGAAAAUGCCACAGAGAUGUAUUCUGACAUCGUCACUGCCACGCUGCCUAAGACGAAACACAAGGAGCUCACCGAGCCUGUCAACUUCACUAUGUACCACAAGAAGACGUUGCAGGCUGGGCUGGUUACCUGUGUGUACUGGAUGGAAAAUGGGAAUGAGACACACUGGUCAGUGGAGGGGUGCACAGCCUCCUUCUCCAACGAGACCCACACAGUAUGCACCUGUACCCACCUCUCCACAUUCGCCGUCCUCCUGCAGACGGGGGGACAGGAUAACGAAGAGGAUGAUCCUCUGCUGGAGAUGGUAGACCUGUUCUGUAUGUGUGUGGGUCUGGCCUUCCUCGCCCUCGCCAUCCUCACUUUCCUACUGUGCACAUGGAACCCUAAGGUCAACAACACUGCCCGCCUCCACCUCUGCAUCUGCCUCUUCUUGGGUCACCUGCUCUUCCUGGUGGGCGUAUCUCGCACCGAGAAUGCUGUGGUGUGUGCAGUCAUUGCAGGCUUGCUGCAAUUCAUCUUCCUGGCGGGCUUUGUGUGGAUGUUGCUGGAGACUGUGCAGCUGUUCCUGCUGGUCAGAAGCCUGACCAAAGUACAGGUCAUCCAGAAGGAGGGGCUGAAGACACUGUACCUCCUGCUGAUUGGCUACGGAGCUCCCACGGUGGUGGUGGGAGUGUCUGCAGCGGUGUUUCCAGGCGGUUAUGGCAGCAAAAACACGUGCUGGUUAAGUCCAGAAAGAAAUUUCCAAUGGAGUUUUAUUGGCCCAGUGGCUGCUAUUCUCGCUCUCAACUUGGUCUCAUUUGGUGUGAUCCUCUGGAGCCUACAGCCUACGCUAGCCAACAUGAAGAGUAACGUUUCCCAGUCAAAAGACACCAGACUGAUUAUCUUCAAAAUUGUUGCCCAGUUUUUUGUUUUGGGGUGCGCCUGGAUCCUGGGAUUUUUCCAGAGCAGCCCUUUGUUAAAAUACCUCUUCAUCGUCCUGAACUCACAGCAGGGCACCUUCAUCUUCAUCGUUCACUGUCUGCUCAACAAAGAGGUGCGAGAGGAGUACAAGAGGUGGUUCUCAUGCCUGUUAAGACAAAAGGAGCCCCCAGGAAGCAAAGGGUCCCCUAACAGCGUAUCUACUGUUCAGAAAUGAAGGACAGCUUCAGUGUCACUCAAAUGGAAAACUGACUAGGCAGAGAAUCAUCAUAAAUCAACAGCAGAGAAGAUGUUUUCAGAAGCAAAUAACAUUAACCUUUCUUUGUAUUCAAAACAAACAUUAGUGGUCCUCUUUCAGUAGCACUGGUCGCAAGUACUGUAGGCAACGUGCUGGUGUGAUUGCAUUGUGCUCAAAUUGCACACACAUAAUUGUGUGCCUCCAUAACACCUUAUGUUAUAUGUAACAUGCAAACUUCUCCAACCAAAUGAUGUAGAUAUUAACUAACAGAACUAAAAGAGGACAUUAUAAAACUCUGAUGAUAUACUGUAAAUAUUUUUUGUUUUUAUUGUAGAAACCGCAGGAGCCUUAGAUGGUUGCAAGCCCUUAUUCUUCCAUAUCUAUUAUUCUUGUCUUGUUCAUAUAGCAUAUUUUUGAUUCAAUGUAAACGUAAUGUAAACGUAUAUAUGCAAUGUAUUGUAAAAUUUGUUACACACACACAUAUA
Molecule: messenger RNA, 3530 nt
Organism: Anguilla anguilla (European eel)
Lineage: Eukaryota; Metazoa; Chordata; Actinopteri; Anguilliformes; Anguillidae
Product: adhesion G protein-coupled receptor E2-like
Exons: 22
Coding region: 4-3024 (1006 amino acids)
Biological process (GO): cell surface receptor signaling pathway; adenylate cyclase-activating G protein-coupled receptor signaling pathway
Cellular component (GO): membrane
Molecular function (GO): calcium ion binding; G protein-coupled receptor activity
Source: RefSeq, a predicted model, not a curated record